CACAGUUCUUCAAUCUUCAAUCCCAACAUGGCGCCUACAACGCACCAAAGAAAGCGAAAAGCGGUGACACGCGAUGUCGAUGUUCCAGAGAUUUCCAAUGUAGAAUCUGAGGCCGAAUUUGGAGAUGCUCUGUUGGAAGGAAUCCUGUCGCAAAGUGAAGAUUCAGACGACGACAGCGGGGAAGAGGAGGAAGAGGAUAGCGACGACGAAAAUGACGAGGAAGAUGGGCUUGAGGCGCUCGAUAGUGAUGAGAUCCCCACGGAUGGCGACAGCGACGCGGGGAAGUCGAAUGGCAAGGCGACAACUGCCAAUGGCGCAAAUGCUAUUGUUGAGAAGAUCAUUGGAGAGCAGCAAUUGGUAGAGGACGACGACAAGCCAAACUAUACCAUCACGACGGAUGCGAAUGGAGGAGAGCGUUACGUUUAUGAGGAAAUCAAUCCUGUGUAUGAUAGUGACGACUCUGAUGCGCCAAUCACAACCAAUACCAUAGGAGAUAUCCCACUGUCAUUCUACGAUUCAUAUCCUCACAUUGGAUACGACAUCAAUGGCAAGAAGAUCAUGCGGCCAGCAAAGGGGGAAGCGCUGGAUGCACUUUUGGACAGUAUAGAUGUUCCUAAAGGAUGGACUGGUCUCACGGACCCGACUACUGGCAAACCUCUCAACCUAAGUCAAGAUGAACUAGAAAUUCUACGAAGGAUACAGACCAAUGAGCUUCCAGAAGAUGGCUAUGAUCAAUAUCCCGUAUGUAAAGUCCCAACGCAUUUCGAAAAUCAAACGCUAACUAGGUUUUCAGGCCACUGUGGAAUACUUUACUGGCAUCGAAGAGAUCAUGCCUCUGAGUGCUGCUCCUGAGCCUAAGCGACGAUUCCUUCCUUCGAAGCAUGAGGCCAAGCGAAUUAUGAAGAUUGUUCGAGCUAUACGGGAAGGUAGAAUCUUGCCUUAUAGACCACCCGAGGAGCAAAAAGAGGAGGACGAAGAGGUGCAUUAUGAUAUUUGGCAAGACGAAGUACCACGACCAGACCAUAUCAUGAAUAUUCCAGCUCCCAAAAUGCCACCUCCUGGAUACGACAUGAGUUACAAUCCACCACCGGAAUAUCUCCCUACAAAAGCGGAGAAGCAGGCUUGGGAAUCAACUGAUGUUGAAGACCGAGAAAAGGAAUACUUACCCACAGCAUACGAUGCACUACGAAAGGUACCAGCAUAUGAUAAAUUCAUCAACGAGAGAUUCGAGAGAUCAUUAGAUUUGUACUUGGCCCCAAGAGUACGAAAGAACCGACUCAACAUAGAUCCAGCAUCAUUGCUACCAAAACUACCGAGACCCGAAGAAUUAAAACCGUUCCCAACAGUAUGCUCGACGCUAUUCCGAGGCCACGAAGGCCGUGUUCGAUCCUUAGCAAUCGAUCCUUCUGGUGUAUGGCUCGCGAGUGGAGGUGAUGAUGGUACGGUGCGCGUGUGGGAACUUUUGACUGGAAGGCAAAUCUGGAGUGCGAAAAUUGGUGACGAGGAGGCUGUCAAUGCUGUGAGAUGGCGUCCUGGAAAGGACGCAGUUAUUAUUGCAGCAGCAACUGGGGAGGACGUGUAUCUUCUUGCGCCGCCAGUCGUUGACCCUGAGACUGAUGCUGCAAGCCGAGCGAUCUUGGAUCACGGCUUUGGACACGCAACCAAUGCAGCUCCAUCUUUGACUGCACAUGGUGCUAAGAAGGAACCCGUUGCGAAAUGGACUCGUCCUGGAACUCGUCUGGAAGAUGAAGGAGUUCUAAUAAAAAUAACCUUGCGAACGACAGUCAAAGUAAUCAGCUGGCAUCGUUGCGGCGACUUCUUCUCCACUGUCUCGCCAACCGCUCAGAGAACUGCCGUCGCAAUCCAUACAUUGUCAAAGCAUCUUACACAGAUCCCAUUCCGUCGACUUCCAGGUAUUCCACAAACCGUGCAAUUCCAUCCUUCUAGACCGUUAUUCUUUGUUGCCACUCAACGCACAAUCCGAAGUUACGAUCUGCAGAAGCAAGAGCUUGUCAAAAUCAUUCAGCCCGGUGCUCGCUGGAUCUCAUCCUUUGACAUUCAUCCUGGGGGAGACAAUCUUAUCGUAGGAUCUUAUGAUCGACGUCUUUUGUGGCAUGAUCUCGAUCUCUCAACGAGACCUUACAAGACCAUGAGAUUCCAUUCUAAGGCUAUUCGAGCGGUCAAGUACCAUAAAGGAGGAUUCCCUCUCUUCGCAGAUGCCAGUGAUGACGGUAGUCUUCAAAUCUUCCACGGCAAGGUGGUUAGUGACAUGAUGGAGAAUGCGACUAUUGUUCCAGUCAAAGUACUGAAGGGCCACAAAGUGAAGAGUGCAUUAGGUGUUAUGGAUAUUGAUUGGCAUCCGAGGGAGCCGUGGUGUGUUAGUGCUGGAGCGGAUGGAACGUGCAGGUUAUGGAUGUAAUACCAUUCUCUUUAGAUAGAUGUGCUUGUUGUAAUUCAUAGCCAGGGCGUUGUUGGCAGGAAAACAUUUUUGAUCAUACAUACAGAGCCGCUUUCGAACGCCCUUCUUUCGAUUUCACUUCCUUUAAAUGAAUAGUUCCAAGAUAUACAUGCAUGAGAA
Hymenoscyphus albidus is the source of this 2578-nucleotide messenger RNA. The record is from the annotation of a GenBank genome assembly. Lineage: Eukaryota; Fungi; Ascomycota; Leotiomycetes; Helotiales; Helotiaceae.